Molecule: messenger RNA, 1002 nt
Organism: Trichoplax adhaerens
Lineage: Eukaryota; Metazoa; Placozoa; Uniplacotomia; Trichoplacea; Trichoplacidae
Exons: 5
Coding region: 1-1002 (333 amino acids)
Source: RefSeq, a predicted model, not a curated record
AUGUCUGAGCAAUUGAAGGAAACUAAAUUACCCAUCGAUCAAAGUAGCGAUCAAAAUAUCAUCUUUCAACCUGUAACACUGUCUGGUAAUUACCUAAAAGACACGACUUCAACCCUGGAAUAUGUCUAUUUUGCAAUAAGCUGGCUGUUAUACAAUUAUCGCAGCGAUUGCAUCAAUAAGCUCUCUUUUAAUUCAGUCAAUUUAUUUACCAAAGAUGGCCUGCCAAAGGGUAGUUUUGACACCACCAAGAUCGAAAAUUGGAAUUCUUGUCAUUUACACAGGCAAUGGAAGGAGCAUCAUCAGUCGUUUGCUUGUACUGGUGUAUUCGUUUUUGCAAUCUUAACUGCUGAUGUUCAAAUUCUACCUGUAAAUAAACCUGAUUCAACGAGUCACAAUGGUCCUAAUUGUGUUGACCAUCGCAUUUAUACUUCUUCUAUCCUUUUAUCCGUAUUUAAUCACUUCAUGCUGGAAGGCCGUAAUUCCACCGCUAUCCAGGUCGAAAUGGAAAAUUCCCUCCUAACUUUAGCCAAAGGAGAUGCAAUAUGUAUUUAUUUCUCCUUUGGAUGCUCGUCACAGUUGAUAGAGGUGAUAGCUAUUGAUGCGUUGUUCAUUAGAAUGAAUUCAUUAUUAUUAAAUGGUAGCCUUUUUAGCGAAUACCACAAUAACGUCACUACUACGAAUACACUACCGAAGUUAAUAACUGAAUACAGCAAUGAAGUUCCCAAACCGAAAAACAUUUCUGCUUUAACCAAUUUAGAAUCCAACUUGGCACGCUUCAUAUUUAAGGAUCAAAUUCAAAUGCAAGUUCGAAACCUGGCUAACGAGAUAGUUAAUUACAGAUCGAGUCAAAGUGAGGGUGGUUUACCAAAUGGAGUCACGAAACCCAUAGCUUCAUUUGUUAAGAAUAAAGAAUAUAAAAGCGUUCUGACAAGUAUUGUAGACACUGCAUCGCCACCGAUAUUGGUUAAACCACUACUAAAGUAUUUAAUUAGUAAACUGUAA